Spodoptera littoralis (African cotton leafworm) is the source of this 1164-nucleotide messenger RNA. The record is from the annotation of a GenBank genome assembly. NCBI's taxonomy places the organism in Eukaryota, Metazoa, Arthropoda, Insecta, Lepidoptera, Noctuidae.
AUGUAUUACUAUGUGAAUUAUUAUAGUGUUUUGUUUUUGUUAUUUUGUGUGGUUACGCAUUGUGAUGAGUUAUCUGAAGGUUCAGAAUGCGAAUCCGAAGACGGUAUAAAAGGCACCUGUAUCGACAUACAUAAGUGUAUGCAAUAUGUCAUGCCUUUGAAGACUAGACAGAAAUAUCCUCAGAUAUGUUCGUUCAAUGGUCAAAUUCCUGUAGUCUGCUGUACUGAUUGUGAAUACGUCAAUGACACGAGAAACGUCCUGGUGGAUGGAUUUGGAUCGCAUUACUUCAAAGUGGGAAAUAAAGCCUAUGACAAAUGCAUGGAGUACGUGAUAGACUCGCCGUACUCUUGCCGGCUGUGGGGAGGGGUGCAGCGGUACCUGGUAGAGGAGCAGGGCUGCUACGGGUAUACUCCGACUGUGGCACUCGCUGCUGCAGGAGGCAUCGAUGCUGGUAGAGGACAGUAUCCUCAUAUGGCACUGUUAGGUUAUGGGGAGGACACCGAGUCAGCUGACUGGCUGUGCGGAGGUACUCUCAUCAGUCAUCGAUACAUCCUCACUGCUGCACACUGUCUUUCCAGUCGAGCUGUAGGUCCAGUAAAGUACAUAGCCCUGGGUCUCCUGAAGAGAUCAGACCCUCGGGACACAUGGCAGAUAUACAACGUGCAGGCAACUAUACCUCAUCCAGAAUUCAAACCGCCUUCAAAAUAUCAUGAUAUUGCACUAUUACUUACUGACAAAUGGGUACCAUUCACCCCUUUAGUUUUACCAGCAUGCCUAUCUGCUGGAAGCUUGCAAGACCAGGCCUUUGCAACUGGAUGGGGAGCCACUGGGCACCGCGAGGCGCUCUCUGAUACGUUGCAAAUUGUGACUCUAACAGCGUACACCGAGGAGGAAUGUAUGGGAUUCUUCCCCCCUCACCGGCAGAUGCAGAACGGAUAUGAUCACAACACACAAAUGUGUUACGGAGCCAAAGAUCAGAUUAAUGAUACUUGUGAGGGUGACAGUGGAGGUCCCCUCCAAGUUCGUUCAGAGCUCUCCUCCUGUGUCCACACCAUCAUAGGAGUGACGUCACAUGGAAAACCUUGCGGCUUCGUUGGAGGUUCUGGAGUCUACACCAGGGUGGAAUACUACGUACCCUGGAUAGAAAGUAUUGUGUGGCCUUGA